This is a messenger RNA of Eptesicus fuscus (big brown bat), 1050 nucleotides long. It is a transcript of the gene MESP1, whose product is annotated as mesoderm posterior bHLH transcription factor 1. The transcript is spliced from 2 exons. Lineage: Eukaryota; Metazoa; Chordata; Mammalia; Chiroptera; Vespertilionidae. Gene Ontology annotation, cellular component: nucleus. The coding region runs from base 28 to 774 and encodes 248 amino acids. Gene Ontology annotation, biological process: somite rostral/caudal axis specification; heart morphogenesis; regulation of transcription by RNA polymerase II. The record is from RefSeq and is a predicted model, not a curated record. Gene Ontology annotation, molecular function: DNA-binding transcription factor activity, RNA polymerase II-specific; RNA polymerase II cis-regulatory region sequence-specific DNA binding; protein dimerization activity.
UCCGUCCCGGGACGCGCCGCUGCCGCCAUGGCCCAGCCCCGGUGCCCGCCGCUCUCCGAGCCCUGGAUCUUCCCCGCGGGCUGGGGCGCCGCUCAGCCUCCUGCGCCCUCCGACCGGGGCCGCGGCUGCUCCCCCGCCUCGUCCCCGAACUCCUGGGGCAGCGCCCCGGCCGGCAGCCCCGCGCCCAGCCCCCGGCGCCCCGGCGCCCGCGCAGCCCCGCGCGGCCCUCGUGCGGGCAGGAGCGGCCGCCUGGGCGGCGGGCAGCGGCGGAGCGCCAGCGAGCGCGAGAAGCUGCGCAUGCGCACGCUCGCCCGCGCGCUGCACGAGCUGCGCCGCUUCCUGCCGCCGUCCGUGGCGCCCGCCGGCCAGAGCCUCACCAAGAUCGAGACGCUGCGCCUGGCCAUCCGCUACAUCGGCCACCUGUCGGCCGUGCUGGGCCUCAGCGAGGACAGCCUGCGGCGCCGGCGCCCGCGCCCCCGGAGCAGCGACGCGGCGCCCCCUCGGGGCUGCCCGCUCUGCCCCGACGGCGGCCCCGCGCAGGCGCACGCGCGCGGCUUGGGCCCCGCCGCCCCCGCGGCAGGGUCUUGGGGGCCCGCGCCCGCCUGUCCCGGAGCCGCAGGGGUGCCCGUGCUCUACGAGGAGGCAGCGUGCCCCGACGGGCUGGCGGUGCAGCCGGGCCCCUCGUCUCCGCUCUUUCCUGCCCACGUGCUGGCCCAGCUGGAGACCUGGAUGCCCCCCUCGCCCCUGGAGUGGCCCCCCGGCCUGAGUGGUUGACGUGAUGGCGGACAGCUGGCGGCCUGUCUGUGAGCACUGCGGUCUUUGCGGCCUCCGCACCUUGGAAGGGCUCCCUGUCCAGACCCCCUCCCCUGGCGGAGGGCGGCGGCGAGGCUGGCCAGGGCAGGCCUGCGGGUGAGAGCCUGUCCCACCUGGAUGACCUUCCCCCGCCCCUGCCGCGAUGGGACCCGCAGAGUGGACGGACGCUUUGAGGCAGGCGGGAGGCUGUGCUUAGGGCGUAUUUAUUUAUUUGUGAAUAAACUGUGCUGGUGUCAA